Messenger RNA from Botrytis cinerea B05.10, 2250 nucleotides. RefSeq names its product Bclcc2 (gene Bclcc2). Bases 70 to 1815 code for a protein of 581 amino acids. The transcript has 4 exons. NCBI's taxonomy places the organism in Eukaryota, Fungi, Ascomycota, Leotiomycetes, Helotiales, Sclerotiniaceae. The record is from RefSeq and is a predicted model, not a curated record. Gene Ontology annotation, molecular function: copper ion binding; oxidoreductase activity.
GUCUUUUCUUUACAACUCCUUCUCUGGAGAACACAAUCUUUCCAGUCACUCUUUGUUUGAUUCAUAAUCAUGAAGUAUUCUACAGUCUUUACUGCCCUCACUGCAUUAUUUGCACAGGCAUCUGCAACAGCUAUUCCAGCUGUUCGUUCACCACUCGCUCCUCGUCAAAGCACCACUGCCUCUUGUGCAAACUCGGCUACUUCCAGAUCUUGCUGGGGAGAGUAUUCCAUUGAUACCAACUGGUAUGAUGUUACUCCUAAUACUGGAGUCACCAGAGAAUACUGGCUUUCAGUUGAGAACUCCACCAUCACACCUGAUGGUUAUACUCGCUCAGCCAUGACCUUCAAUGGAACUGUUCCAGGACCUGCAAUUACAGCAGACUGGGGUGACAAUCUUAUAAUCCACGUUACCAACAAUCUCCAACACAAUGGUACAUCUAUUCAUUGGCAUGGAAUUCGUCAACUAGGAAGUCUCGAAUACGACGGCGUACCCGGUGUAACUCAAUGUCCUAUCGCUCCUGGAGAUACCUUGACCUACAAAUUCCAAGCUACUCAAUAUGGAACCACCUGGUAUCACUCUCACUUCUCUCUUCAAUACGCUGAUGGACUCUUUGGACCCUUGAUCAUUAAUGGUCCCGCUACUGCGGACUAUGAUGAAGAUGUUGGUGCAAUUUUCCUCCAAGAUUGGGCACAUAAAUCCGUUUUCGAAAUUUGGGACUCCGCUAGACAAGGUGCUCCUCCAGCACUUGAAAACACUUUGAUGAAUGGAACCAACAUCUACGAUUGCUCAGCUUCUACUGAUGCUAACUGCGUUGGUGGUGGUAAGAAAUUCGAGUUAACUUUCGUCGAAGGCACAAAAUACAGAUUGAGAUUGAUCAAUGUUGGAAUUGACAGUCACUUCGAAUUCGCCAUUGAUAAUCACACACUCACUGUUAUUGCCAACGAUCUUGUUCCAAUUGUGCCCUACACUACCGAUACUCUUCUCAUUGGUAUUGGACAAAGAUACGAUGUUAUCGUUGAGGCAAAUGCGGCAGCAGACAACUACUGGAUUAGAGGAAACUGGGGAACCACCUGCUCAUCCAACUCGGAAGCAGCAAAUGCCACAGGUAUCCUCCGAUACGAUAGUUCCAGCACCGUAGAUCCUACCUCUGUCGGUGUCACUCCCCGUGGUACUUGCGCGGAUGAGCCGGUUGCCAGUCUUGUUCCACACUUGGCAUUGGACGUUGGUGGAUACUCUCUCGUCGACGAACAGGUGUCUUUCGCCUUCACCAACUACUUCACAUGGACCAUCAACUCAAGUAGUUUACUCCUUGACUGGAGCUCCCCAACAACUCUCAAGAUUUUCAACAACGAGACAAUCUUCCCAACUGAUUACAACGUUGUCGCUCUCAAUCAAACUGACGCCAAUGAAGAGUGGGUCGUCUAUGUCAUCGAAGAUCUCACCGGCUUCGGCAUUUGGCAUCCUAUCCAUCUCCACGGUCACGAUUUUUACGUCGUAGCUCAAGAAACUGAUGUGUUCAGUGCUACCAAGUCGCCAGCCAACUUCAACCUCGUCAAUCCUCCCCGUCGUGACGUUGCCGCACUCCCCGGAAACGGUUAUCUUGCCAUUGCAUUCAAGCUUGACAACCCUGGUUCCUGGCUUCUUCAUUGCCAUAUCGCAUGGCACGCAUCUGAGGGAUUAGCAAUGCAAUUUGUGGAGUCUCAAAGCUCGAUUGCGAUCGGUAUGAGCGAUACUGAUAUUUUCGAGGAUACUUGCGCAAACUGGAAUGCCUAUACUCCUACUGAGUUGUUCGCCGAGGAUGAUUCUGGAAUCUAAGGGAUUUCUACAUCCUGCUUAAUGUCAAUUAAUCAUUUGUAUUGAUUGUUCGUUCAUGAGGAUGUCUUUAGUACAUCUUCCAACCUCCUCUCGCUUAUUACAACACACCACUCAAUACUAUCAUUGAUGUCACGAGAAACGCAGAGUACCUUCUUUUUUACCACUGCACAUAAUUUUCCUUGUUUAUCUUCAGUUGUUUAUUUAUUCCUUCACUCACCCACUCACUCACUCAACUAUUUGUUCAUUUUAUUCCUACCUCCUGAGUUAUUUCGCGAGCGAGCAGUACAUUUUGAGUAUCUGCAUUGUCACUCGUUUAGUUUGAAUUUUUGAAUGAUUGUCAGAGAGAAAGCAUAGGAAUACAGAACUUGCUUGCUGACUCGAUUGCCUUCUUAUUCCCUUGGUUUGGAUGUCUUUGAGCGGAUGGAAAGGUUGUUA